AUGGAAGUGCUCACAGUGGCGUUGAGCGCCAUUCUGGGCUUUUGCCUCAUGUUCUACGCCUUUGUGGCCUAUAUGCGGCCCUACGCACGUCUCAAACAGAUCCCCAAGGCCCAACGGGUGUUGUUUGUCACUAGUCAUCCGGAUGACGAGGCCAUGUUCUUUGGUCCAGCCAUCCUGAAUCUGUGCCGUCAGGAGAACACGACGGUGUUUCUGCUGUGCAUGUCCAUCGGGAACUUUAAUAACCAGGGUCAUCUCAGGAAGAAUGAACUCUAUAAGGCUUGUGAAUUUCUUGGCAUUCAGGAACAAAACAUCCUCAUUCUCAGGUAUACGAAACUACAAGAUAAUCCGGAUGUUCGUUGGAAAGAGGAAUUGAUCUCGGAGCCAAUCCUGCACAUGACCAUUGUCCAAGAUAUCGACGUGAUUGUCACGUUCGAUCGUUACGGUGUGAGUGGACACAAAAACCACACGUCGGUUUAUAACGCUAUGGCAUUAUUGUGUCUGGAGAGGAGGUUACCCAAACACUGCCGUGUGUACUGUUUGAGGAGUGUGAACAUGUUACGGAAGUACUCAUUCAUGUUCGACCUUCCAAUGAGCUUCAUUUUAUCACCGUUCUCGUAUAUCGCUUCGUUGCAAGACUGGCUCACCAUCCAGAAAGCGAUGGCGUCGCAUCAUUCGCAGUAUGUGUGGUUUCGCAAAUUGUACAUGAUUUUCUCGCGAUAUGUCCUCAUCAAUACUCUCGAUCAGAUCAGUGGUCACGCCGGUGCAAGUUAGCCAGAAAUUAUUCUCGAUUAUUAUUGAUUAAAAUAAAACUCGUUGGUUCAUCA
This is a messenger RNA of Tigriopus californicus, 824 nucleotides long. RefSeq names its product N-acetylglucosaminyl-phosphatidylinositol de-N-acetylase-like (gene PIG-L). Gene Ontology annotation, biological process: GPI anchor biosynthetic process. The coding region runs from base 1 to 771 and encodes 256 amino acids. The record is from RefSeq and is a predicted model, not a curated record. The transcript has 3 exons. Gene Ontology annotation, cellular component: endoplasmic reticulum. Gene Ontology annotation, molecular function: N-acetylglucosaminylphosphatidylinositol deacetylase activity. Lineage: Eukaryota; Metazoa; Arthropoda; Copepoda; Harpacticoida; Harpacticidae.